GGGGAAGCCAGUCGGGGAGGCUCAGGCUCACACGCACGCCGCCUCUGUUUGUACACAGUGCGCUCUGGCCACCGGCUGCCGGCUCCCCGCCCUCACGCUUCAUUGUUCUCCAAGUCAGCAGCCGGCAGCCCGCACGGAGAGCAGAGCAGCCCGGGGAGCAGCCCGGAGAGCAGCGCCGGAGCUGCCCGCGGAGCAGACACUCUGAUUGCCCCAGAGGGGGACCCGGAGCCCGGGCUCCCGCACCCCACCCCGGCGGGGUCCCACCCGCACGGAGGGGCCACUGAGACCGCAGCUCCCGAGCUCGCCCACCUCUGCGCCAGCGCGCAGGGAGCAGCGGAUCCCUCUCCCUGGCCACCCACUCCCUCUCGCCCUCUCCAAGAAUUUGUGGAAGGAAGCGCUGCAGGAAGAAGACAUCUUCCCGAAUUCCCUGCCAGGGGCGGGGUUGCUGCUGCCCUGCGGUGCCACCUCCUGGACCCGGAGACCGUGCCCUCCUGCCGCACCCCCUGCUGCACCCCCAGCCGCCUCUCCGGUCCAGCCGAGGUCAAGUCCCAAAGAAGCAGGGAUCAUGAAGCACUCCUCGGUGGCCGCCUGGCUCUUGGUCGGGCUCAGCUUCUGGGUCCCCCAGUUCUGCAAAGGUGAUAGUUGUGAUCCCAAUCCAUGUGAAAAUGGGGGCAUCUGCUUGUCGGGCUUGUCUGAAGAUUCCUUUACCUGUGAGUGUCCGGACGGCUUCACAGAUCCCAACUGUUCUAGUGUUGUGGAGGUUGUCUCAGAGGAGGAAGAGCCAACUUCAGCAGGCCCCUGCAUUCCUAACCCUUGCCAUAAUGGAGGAACUUGUGAAAUAAGUGAAGCGUAUCGCGGGGACACAUUCAUAGGCUAUGUUUGUAAAUGCCCCCGAGGAUUUAAUGGGAUUCACUGUCAGCACAAUAUAAAUGAAUGUGAAGCUGAGCCUUGCAAAAAUGGUGGAAUAUGUACAGACCUUGUUGCUAACUAUUCCUGUGAGUGCCCAGGUGAAUUCAUGGGAAGAAAUUGUCAAUACAAAUGCUCGGGCCCAUUGGGAAUUGAAGGUGGAAUCAUAUCAAAUCAGCAAAUCACAGCUUCAUCGACCCACCGAGCUCUUUUUGGACUCCAGAAGUGGUACCCCUACUAUGCUCGCCUUAAUAAGAAGGGGCUUAUAAAUGCCUGGACAGCAGCAGAAAAUGACAGAUGGUCAUGGAUUCAGAUAAAUUUACAAAGAAAAAUGAGAGUUACUGGUGUAAUUACCCAAGGAGCCAAGAGGAUUGGAAGCCCAGAAUAUAUAAAAUCCUACAAAAUUGCCUAUAGUAAUGAUGGAAAGACUUGGACAAUGUACAAAGUGAAAGGCACCAAUGAAGACAUGGUGUUUCAUGGAAAUGUUGAUAACAACACACCCUAUGCUAACUCUUUCACACCCCCCAUAAAAGCUCAGUAUGUAAGACUUUAUCCCCAAGUUUGUCGAAGACACUGUACUUUGAGAAUGGAACUUCUUGGAUGUGAACUAUCAGGCUGUUCUGAGCCUCUGGGGAUGAAAUCGGGGCAUAUACAGGACUUUCAGAUCACUGCCUCCAGCAUCUUCAGAACUCUCAAUAUGGACAUGUUCACCUGGGAGCCAAGGAAAGCUCGGCUGGACAAGCAGGGCAAAGUGAAUGCCUGGACCUCCGGCCACAACGACCAGUCACAGUGGUUACAGGUAGAUCUUCUUGUCCCUACCAAAGUGACUGGCAUCAUUACACAAGGAGCUAAAGAUUUUGGUCAUGUACAGUUCAUAGGCUCCUACAAACUAGCUUACAGCAAUGACGGAGAGCACUGGACUGUGUAUCAAGAUGAAAAACAAAGAAAAGAUAAGGUGUUCCAGGGAAAUUUUGACAAUGACACCCACAGAAAAAACGUCAUCGACCCUCCUAUCCACGCGCGGCACAUAAGGAUCCUUCCUUGGUCCUGGUAUGGGAGGAUCACGCUGCGGUCGGAGCUGCUGGGCUGCACAGAGCAGGAGUGAGGAGACCCGCACCCCACAACCAUCCUCUCUGUCCCCCUCCUCUCUAUCUCCAUGGAAUGAACUGUGCUAAAUCUGUAGGAAACUGAAUGGGGUUUUCCAUGAAAAAGUGCUCAAAUUACGGUAGGCCACAAACUGUCUUUUUAAGGAGGUCUAAGCCUGCCUUUUCAAAUGGCUUUUGAUUUUUAUUAUUUAAAUUUCUUAAGCAACAUCACAUUAACAGUGAAUUACUUUUUCUCUCAGUUUCCAGAAUUAUUCACAAUGGUUGAAAUAUAUUAGGGACAGAAAGUAGCAAGAUUAAAAAAUCUCAUAGUUAUCAAAUAAAAGCAAGAGUUGAUAAAGCUUUUAUAAUCAAUGCACAACCAGUUCUUAUCAAAGGAAUACUACAAUGUUAGCAAUAAGUUUUUUUUUCUUUCUGUAGUGACUCUACAUUAUUCUAAUUGUUUCCCUGUGCCUACCAAACACUCAGUGUUUAUAACAGAAUAUUGAAGAAUUUGUAACACGCAGUACUAAUCGAUAUUAUAAUUCUCAUUUUACUUUUUCUAAUUAGACAUCAUGCUAUCUUUCUUUGUUGUGUUUUAUAUUCUUUAUAUUGUAUAUUGCCUAAAUGAGUUCAUACUUUUCCAAUUGAGUUUUUUCCUAUUAUUUGCCUUGUUUAUAUAUGGAACACGAUUGAAAAUGGGUAGAUUGAUCGUAAUUAAUAUAAGUAGAUUGAAUAUGAAGUCUAUUUUUGAAGGAGGCUAUAUCUAUGUAAAUUCCAGAUACUUCAUUUAUAAAAAAAAAAAUAAUGUUACCAUUUUGGAAAAUAAACAAGAACAAAGUUGUAUUAUGUUCCUUUAAACCAUAAUUUUUAUCUUCACUUCCAUGGUAUUUAUAUAGCCUCAUCUUUACUUUAACAUAAUAAAAUACUGAAGCUUUUGUUUGUCUAUUUAAAAUGUUUUUAACAAGUGGAUGUUAACAUAGUGCUGCAUAGCUUGGCCAAGCAUACUCAUUAUUUCUUUGUUCAUCUCUGCACUUUCUAUGAAACCAGAAUUCUAUUAAGAUUUGAAACUGGUGGUGGUUUCCCAGGAAAGCACAUUGUGUAGUUAUUUGUGAGAAGAAAAGUACUUACUAAUGGCAAAGUAGUAAACCAUUUUCAAGAUGAAAAUUGAUUUCUAUUUAUUUUGCUUCAAAGGUCCUGAAAAAUAAGCAAUUAUCAUAACAAUUUGUUAUUGAUAAUGGAGGUUUCAUUGACACAUUCCUCAAAUUAAAGCUCACACUGCCUCCAUAAAAGUACUCAAUAUCUAAUUUAUAAGCUUGACAAUUAUUUCUUUUAUAAGGCUUAGACACAGAAUCAUUGGGGUUUUAAAUUAAGGGUCCUGGAAAAGAAAGUACAGUGUGUGUACGAAGUGUUGAGGUCCUGUGCAACAAUCCUAAGUUUUAUGUUUUCCUUUUAUAAUUUGUGCUGCAUAACAAAGCCACUAGAAUGUUACUGUCUUGUCUGUCCAUGUGUUAUUAGCAUUUCUUAAUGAUGUAUAUAUGGAGUGGUCUUAGAGUAAAGGAUUUAAAGAGAAAGUCAAUCAUAAUGGUAUUUU
This is a messenger RNA of Pipistrellus kuhlii (Kuhl's pipistrelle), 3582 nucleotides long. It is a transcript of the gene EDIL3, whose product is annotated as EGF like repeats and discoidin domains 3. The transcript is spliced from 11 exons. The record is from RefSeq and is a predicted model, not a curated record. Gene Ontology annotation, molecular function: calcium ion binding. Lineage: Eukaryota; Metazoa; Chordata; Mammalia; Chiroptera; Vespertilionidae. Bases 566 to 2011 code for a protein of 481 amino acids.